Macrobrachium nipponense is the source of this 7973-nucleotide messenger RNA. RefSeq names its product 3-oxoacyl-[acyl-carrier-protein] reductase FabG-like. Lineage: Eukaryota; Metazoa; Arthropoda; Malacostraca; Decapoda; Palaemonidae. Gene Ontology annotation, molecular function: oxidoreductase activity. The transcript is spliced from 8 exons. The record is from RefSeq and is a predicted model, not a curated record. The coding region runs from base 28 to 879 and encodes 283 amino acids.
GAUAUAGUAUAUUAGUAUUAUUCGUCAAUGGUUGAUGAUUCUGCAGCACUGCGACAUACCAACCUUGAUAUCCAACUGUCUGGGCAGGAAAGACAGAAAAAAAUGAAACUACCUACUAGCCUAAGCUACCAGCUACUAGGUGCCUCAUCAGGCAUAGGAGCUGCAACAGCACAGUUGUUUUCACGAUUUGGAGCUUCCUUGUCUUUGACAGGCCGCAAUACAAAAAACCUAGAGGAAAUAGCACAGAAAUGCAUAAAUGAAAAGACUCAUAAACCCCCAUUAACUAUUCAAGCGGAUCUAAAUAAUGAAGGUGAUACUAAGCGGAUUGUUGAUGAAACUAUCAAACACUAUGGGCGUAUUGACAUAUUGGUCAAUAAUGCUGGCAUUAUAGAAUUGGGGACAAUUCUCAACACCUCUUUGGAACAAUAUGACCGUGUUAUGAACACAAACAUUAGGUCUAUUUAUCAUCUCACAAUGCUGGCAGUACCACAUCUUAUUGAAACAAAAGGCAAUGUAGUGAACAUCUCAAGUGUGAAUGGCAUCAGAUCUUUUGCAGGUGUCUUGGCAUAUAAUGUCUCAAAAGCUGCAGUAGACCAGUUUACCCGAUGUGUUGCACUUGAAUUGGCAGAGAAGAAAGUUCGUGUUAACUGUGUGAAUCCUGGAGUAAUAAUAACUGAACUACAGAAACGUGGAGGUCUGAAUGAAGAAGCAUACGCAGCAUUCCUUGAACGUGCGAAGCUCACUCAUGCUCUUGGACGCCCAGGAGAGCCUGAUGAGGUAGCAGCUACUAUUGCAUUUCUUGCUUCUGAUGAUGCAUCUUUCAUUACUGGGGUAUCAGUUCCAGUUGAUGGUGGUCGUCAUGCUAUGUGCCCUCGUUAAGGCAGCACGUGUGUGAGGGAAAUAAAUAUAUAUUAUUAAUGAUUGUUUGUUUACAUCUUACAAUACUUUUAGGUGAUAUAGGUAGAUUUACUGCAUACAGUUAGCAACUUAAACAAAUUUAACAUCAAACAAUGGUACUGAAUGUCUGAAAAAAUUUAUUUGAUGACUGCAUGGGAUAAAAGGUACAGUAGAGCUCCGGACCUCAACGAUAAUCCGUCCUAGAAGAGGGGUCGAAAUUCAAUUUUUUUGAGAUCUGAAUCAAUAUUUUCCACAAGAAAUAACUGAAAAUGGAUUAACUGUUCCUAACCACCUAUUAUUACCCUAACCUUGCCUUAUUAUACAAAAUUAAAUGUUAUGAUACUAAAACUAUUUUUCAUAUAAUGUCCUUGUAAAAUAGGGAUGCAUCUUUUAUGGCUGCAAAUUACUAAUCUCUUCUUUACCAGGAAGCUUAAUAAAGCGUAAAGAUUGUGUUCGCUACCAAACCACACACGUACUAAACAUUGCUUUCACUUGCAAAGAAAUUCAUAAUCUUGUGAAGAAUAAUCAGUCAUAAAAAUCCAUAAUUAAAUAAUAAAGUAGAAUAUUACUACAUAUGUAAGAUAUACAAAGACUAUCAAACACCAUUAAGUUUUUAUGUUAACACUAUUGAUGUCGAAAGCCUUUGUAUAUUUUUCGUCCUUUACUAUUAAUUGUGGAUUUUUAUGACACACAUUGCUCUCUCUACCAAACCUCAGAACGGUGUUCGAAAGUCUUUGUAUAUUUUUCAUACUUUACUAUUAAUUAUUGAUUUUUCUAACUACAUUUUUCUUAUUUUACUAUUAAUUGUUGAUUUUUAUGACAUACAUUUUUCUCACUACCAAACCUCACACGUAAACAUUGCAUUUACUAUUGUGUGUGUGCAUGCAUAGUUUUGUAGACUAGGAAUAUGUCUAAAAAAAUCGAGGCUGGAUGCUAGUUUACAGCAAGGAAAUCCCGCAAAAGUGAAAACUGUGCACGUACCAAAACAAUAGCAGUGGAGUGAUCAGUUUUAAACAAGUCAUAGCAACAUCGCCACCAAUGUUACCAGAUGCAGUAGCAUCAUUUAAUACUUUUAGCAUAUUUGAGGUAAAUUUUGUUGCAUAGCAUAAUAUUUGGCAUAACCCAUUUAGCAUAAUUUUUAGUUUGGCAUAAAUAUACUUAGAAUCAUUAAAAACAACAAACAUACCUGACUUUUUUGAUAAAAUAAUGUACGUAAUAUUUAAUAAAUUAGGUUUAUCAAUCUGUCACAUAAGAAAAUCUAAACAGGUUUGAUGUGUCCCUCAUACAUACUGCCCAAGCGUCACAAAUGUCUGUGUUUCAUGACGUAAGUGGAAAUCAAAAUCCCAAAAAUAAUCUUGGAGAAUGAACAACAAGACUUGGAUAGUAAAUGGUGAGCACAAAUUAAUUACAAGUGACGAUACUGACAGUUUUCUUUUUGAAAACAUCGACACAGUCAUUCUGGGUUAAAGUUUAUCUAAGUAAUAAGUAUGCUAUUCUUUCAAAGUUAGCUUGAGUUCAUUUCUCCAUGGUAUAUAUAUAUAAAAAAAAAAAUCAAAUGUUUCACUAACAAAUGAACUAAUAUACAGUGAAGAUAUCAAGAAAGCAGGUGAUUGCACUAAAUUUAAUCCUUCAAAGGACAUGCUGAGGUCCAUAGAUAUUUCCUGUGUAAGUAUAGGAUUAUCAACUUUCAUAUUUAAUGACCAAUUGUAUUUACUAUAUAUUUAUAUUCACUGCGAAAAUAAACUAUUAAUUUAGCAUAAUAUUAGCACAAUUUUGUCAUCCCACUAGCAUAAUUUUGAAAGAUUUACCAUAAUUUCCUAUAGUGUUUAGCAUCAAAUGAGAAAUGAGAUCUAUGUUAGCAUAAAAUUAGCAUAACUGUCAUCCCACUAGCAUAAAUUUGAUAGAUUUAGCAUAAUUUCAUAUGGUGUUUAGCAUCAAAAUGGGAGUGAGAUCUAAGCAUAUCAGCAUAAUUUUGAUAGAUUUAGCAUAAUUUCAUAUUUAUUGGAAAGUGAGAUCUAAGUUAGCAUAACAUUAGCACAAUUUUGAUAGAUUUAGCAUUAUUUCAUAUAGAGUUUAGCAACAAAUGGGAGGUGAGAUCUAAGUUAGCAUAAAAGUAGCAUAAUUUUAUCAUCCCACAAGCAUAAUUUUGAUAGAUGUAGCAGCAUAUUAGCAUAAUUUCAUAUGCAGUUUAGCAUCAAAUGAGAUCUGGUAACACAAAACGCCACCAACAACAGUAACUAGUAGCGUUGACUGAUUAUUAUUAAUAGGGCUUAGUUUUUCUAGACCUCUGAGUCUUAAGUAGACUCUUCUCGGGCUGGUAGCGUUGCGUUGACUGAAACAAUUUUGUUUAUGCACAUCAUAUGGCCACUCUGGUUGAAUUCUGUAAUUUUGUUCGAACUAUAAUGCAAAGUUUACUCAAAAUUUGGUGUCGAAACCCGAUUAUGUCAACUUCUAGUACGGUUGAGGUCCAAGGUUCUACUGUAAAAUGAAAAUAUAAAGACAGAGGUAAAAUGAAGUUAACCAAGAAUGUUUAAUUAUUUUUUUUGCUAUUUUCAAAGAGAUUUCAUGAAUAACAAAUUUAGAAUUACAAUUUGUAUUCUUCCAAGGUAUGUAUAAAAACUAAAACCUUUAACACAGGAGUAUCUUUCAGUGCAGGCUGGACACUGAUUGAAACUUUAUAUCAAGGUGCUUAACUAACUUUUCCUAUAUCAAGGUGCUUAACUAACUUUUCCUAUAUGAAGGUGCUUAACUAACUUUUCCUAUGACAGCAGGGACUAAGCGGGACAGUGGCAGUUGACGUAUGACUAAGUUUACCAAGGAAAAAUACGCAUUGUUAUUCAAAAUUUAUUUGUUCCCACAGGAAUACAAACCAUUGGCUUUUUCUAUAUUAGACUUACUCUUCAGGAAGGAGGUCAGUCCCUUACAACUGGCUGGAGUUGACAGCCACCACAGAAUUACCAUGAAGCCAGUUGCAUUAUCAACAGAAGAACCAUGACUCCUGUAACCUCCAACUAGUUGGGCAAAAAAGUUGGUCAGAGCUAUGGGGCCCUAGGCCUGAAUGCCCUUUCUAAAGCAAGAAGGGAUUACUGGAGAAGGAAUGCCAUGGAGCAGCAUGAUGUCUCCUGUACUAGACUUCCUGAAGGAAGGCAGGUUAGUUCUGGCUAUUUGAAGUAAAGGAUUUAAGACUAAGCUCUAUUAGGGGAUGCUUCCUUUUCUCAGAUAGAGAAUGGAUAUCCGAAAUGUUCUCACGUGCAACUCAUCCAACACCAGCAUUUACUUUGCCUGGAUGCUGCCCUUAAGGGAAUUAGAGGAAGGGCAUCCAGUCAUUCCUCUUUCACAUCUUUCAAAUUUACAUUGGACCUUAGAUAUGUCAGAUGAGAUACUGACCCAAUGUGAUCUAGUGCUCGGGUGACUACAAACUUGUUGGUCAGCAACUACAAAUCUGAAAGAAAAUGUGUAAGGGUCUUGUGGACAACAUCCCUCAGGUAGAAUGAGUAAAGGUAGUCUGAUGAUGCCAGACAUCUGCCCUCAUUAACUGUACAUCUGGAAAGUUCUUCCAAAAACCAAUGGGCAGACCUACGCCAACCUUUGUGAACCCUAACAUGGGAAGGGAGGCCAACUGUUUUAUUGAAGGUUAUAGCCUGUCUGAUUACUUCAUGAAGCCAAAAAGGAAGGUUGUCCUUGGACACCUCCUCCUUGUGCUUACCUGCAUAUGUUAAUGAAAAGGUGCGUACACUCUGGCCUCUGGGAAUGGAUUCUUUUAAAAUAGUGGUUUAUCUUCUGAAUGAUGCAUAUUAAUUUAUUACAAUAAUAAUUGACAGCUUGCACCAGGCAGAGCAACAUCUUAUCUGUGUUUCCACCAACAAAGUCUUGAAGAGAGAUCAUAAAAAUCUGUCCAAGACAGGUAUGUUUUGGAUUUGAUUUUGGCCAAAAACUUGGGUGCAAAGGAGAAUGAUAGAGAUUCCCACCAUUCCGAUUCAUGGACAAGAUGAGGACAGGCCAUGCAGCCCUCUACUUUUUCUCAGCAAAGCCCAAGCUAAGAGGAAACAGUCUUGAACAUAAGGUCAUGGUCUGAGGGUCUAGACAAGGGUUUGAAGGGCACACAGGUGAGACUCCUAAGAUAACAUACGUAAUCCUGGAUGUUAAAACCAUUAGAUGUUCUAUUUAUCUGAGAGGGGGGUGUCCUAUAACAGAAUCCUGUACCAGUCCUGAAGGACAGAUACUACUGAAGGCUCUGCUUCCUGGUCCUGCCACUCAGCCCAGUGGUAAGAACAGACAACCCCCUACAUGUGGCAGUGUAGGAGGUGAAUUACCACUCUCAACAACCUCCUCCCUUCUUCUUCCCUUUACCUCUCUUCUAGCCACUGCCAGAAGUGGCGGCUGAAAGGGCCGAACUCUGUGUCUGGGUUUAGCAGGAGGCUUAAAGGCAGCAUGGUUAAUCAGAGCUUUUGGACUCUGCCACUGACGUACUGCUGCUUCUACUUUACUAUCAAGGAAGAGUAAAGAGGAGCCAAACACUGAACUAUGCUGAAGUGCGAGGCUAAUCUUAUGUGAAACCUAGUGAGAGGAGAGAGGCAAAUCAUAUCGCCCCACAGAGAACCAUGUUUGCCCACCAGUUGGCACUCUGGUGUGCCAGGAAGGUCAGUGCUCUGCCUUCUGACACAAGCAACCUCUGAUACACCACCCUCUUGUUCCUGGAUAAGAUGUCGUAAGUAGUGUUGACUGUAAGUGAAUUCAACCAUAGGUUGAGCCAUAAAACAUUCUUGAGUAUACGUAGUCAUAGUUGUCUCAUCGGAGCCAUUUCUGUUGCAGAGAAGGCAUCUCCUUCCUGAGGUAACCUCUCCUGCAUAAGGCAGUUGGUCAGUCUAUAGGCUGAUGUGCCAGGUGCCAGCAUAGUAGCCUCCAUAUCCUCAGAUACGUACUACCUCCUCUGGCAUGGAAGCGGGUGGGGAAGGAGAUUGCCAUAUAUGCUGGAGGUGAGGGGAUUCUUUGACUCACAUUCACCUCCUCUAAAACACCACAAGCAUACUAAGACGAGUAACCUGGAGGUUAACUCCAUUGUUGAUCCAGGUUAGCUCCAUUGUUGAGAGUUGACCAGUAAGAAACCUGUCAUCCCAGAUUAUUCCACUCGUGAGUGAGAGAUAAUCUCCAAAAAUCAUUGUUUCAGCUCUGAAGGGGGUUCAGGAGGUACAGGUCCAUCCAUACUUAGAAGAUCCACAUGGUCACAAGCUGAUGCUAUUUCAGCCAAAGGACAUGACACCAGAACUCCACUCCCUAGGACAUUCUUGGUCCUGUGAACAAGAUGAGCCUUUCACCAAAGAGAGGUACAAGACCUAGCCGCAGAACUGCAUUGAUACCUGGUUGCAAUCCAGAACAAAUCCCUCACACUGCUCCUUCUGAACCCCCUCCCAGCAAGGAGUGAACCACUGAAGACCUAUCCCUGGAGGAGGACUGCUCUAUGCAAGCAUGCUAUAGGAGAGAUUAUGUUUGCAAACAAAUGAAGCAUAUCUGGUGCAUGCACAAUUAGCUGGUGAGCAAAAGCAAACAUGGCAGACGAAGCUCUCAUCUAAUUUAACUUUGUCAAGUGUUUUGUGCAUGCUGUACAUGUCUGACAGGGUAAGGAUUCUUUCUUGCUUAUUAUGUGGUAUAUGUAUGUAUUCUUGUGUAGUGCUGUAUUAGUUUCUCAAAAUGUGAUAAAAUUAUUCUCAAACUUGGUGUGUUUUUAAGUUUUUCAGUCUGUUAACUUCACUUCCCAUGAGAGGAAAAACAUUUGAUGGCAACAAUAUAUAUAUUUAAAUAUAAAAUAAAUAUUAUUUUGCUUUCCAUAAAUUUUUAGAAAACAGUAAUUUCAAACAACUUUCACAUGAGGGCUAGCUGUCUGUGUCACUGCAUUCUUGAUAGUGAAAUGGUCUGAAAUUAAUUCAUUCAUUGGUCCUUUAACUCUAUUAAUUUUCUGUGAAUCCCAACUGUUGUUAUUUUUUACUCCAAAAACAUGGAAUUAUAAUUUGAUGUAUUUAUUGUUGGUAUAUAGGUUAAAAUAAAUAAUUAUAUAGGAAUGUGGUGGAGUAAUAAAGUUUUAAAUUUUAAUGUUGUGAAAUUACGUAAUUUUGAGCAGUCUUCUGAAACGAUAUCAACGAAAAUAUGUAAAUCUGAAUAUUUCAAAUGAAAAAUAUUUUUAUGCUCUCAAAUUUUGCAUACGAUUUUAUUAUUUCAUAUAAAGAUCAACUUCAAAACUUCAAAUGAAAGAGGACAAAUUAGAUAUGUAUGUCUGUCCAUGUGCUGGUUACUGGCAGGAAAAUAUUGGAAUGUCAAUCUCGGCAAUGUUUGGCAGACGAACUUUUAAUGGUGGUAUAGACAUGGAGGGGCUAUUGUGUGGGUCUUUUGAACUUAGUAAUAAUAUUACUCAUUUACUGAGCAAGUGCUCUAUCUUAUACCUCCUGAGCAAUGUAGGCUUGGUUACAAAGUGCUCUGUCUCACUGUUCUGUUUCAUCUUAAUUCUCUUAAGCUUUGCAUGAAUUGGACAGUGAGUGGCUGCCAGCCACUUAUUUCUCCUUUCCUUGUCACUUUUGCUGGGAAUAUGAUGCCAGGAUACUAGGCUUCCCUUUCCCCACCUAUUAGUGCAUCCUACAAUAACACAUGACUGAACCAUUCCUUAGAAAUAAGACACAGAUUAACUUGAAAGGUCAAUGUUCAUCUGAUACAGCAGUGAAACGGAAAGGAUUUUGCCCACCAGCCUUGGUAUUGUUUGGGAAAAAUGUGUUGAUGACUCCUAUUGGGAAUGCUAGUUUUUUACCCCUAAAUAAAAAACAUGUUUUUCACCCACAAAUAAAAAAACAGACUGACAAAAAAAAAACAACAACAACAAAGAAUGGAAAGAAUGAUGGAUAUUCAUGCAAUCCAAGCCUUUUAACCAGUCAGUAUUGGGUAGCAUAGCAGUACAUCUGUCUCAAACAGUGGCAGAAAACAAGUGAAGGCGAUGGUUGGUGAGUGAGGGAUAUUGCCCCACUCACUCCUCUUCUUCCACCUGGUUAACUACCUUGUUACAAAGUUUUGACUGUUUCCAGCUUGCACUGAAA